Messenger RNA from Malaya genurostris, 273 nucleotides. RefSeq lists its product as uncharacterized. Bases 1 to 273 code for a protein of 90 amino acids. The transcript is spliced from 2 exons. Lineage: Eukaryota; Metazoa; Arthropoda; Insecta; Diptera; Culicidae. The record is from RefSeq and is a predicted model, not a curated record.
AUGUCUCGUAUAUUUCCACAUGUUGUAAUAAAUGUUGUGUGCGGCUUCGAAUUCCUACAUGACAACGAAGAAGUGAAAGAAGUGAAAGAAGAAGUGAAAGAAGAAGUGAAAGAAGAAGUGAACGAUGAAGUGAAAGACGAAGUGAAAGACGAAGUGAAAGAAGAUGUGAAAGAAGAAGUGAAAGAAGAAGUGAAAGAAGAAGUGAAAGAAGACGUGAAAGAAGAAGUGAAAGAAGAAUUGAAAGAAGAAGUGAAAGAAGUAAAGACAAAUUGA